AUGGACGGAGAAGAUGAGCAACUCUCUAGCAAGAUUUCUGAACAACCUCAACCGAAACAUGAUUUCUGGGAUAAUAUUUAUACAUCCGAGAUGUCAAGCUGUCUAUCUUAUCUCAUAUUUUCGUGUUUCGCUGCUAUAACGUAUUAUGCUGUAAUGGGAUCUCUUAUACUCGAACAAUCGACAUCAUCCGAUCAAUUAGUAUCCGUCUUGCAGCCUCGGAACUAUGCGGUCACUGUGUAUUCGUUAGGUCUUAUCAUUGUCAUUGGAGUUGUGACAGGAUAUCUAGUUCAAAUCGUGCGGCUUCCUAGUCUUUUAGGAAUGCUUCUAACUGGUAUUCUUCUCAGGAAUUUUGCUGGAUCCAUCAUCACAACCAACGUGAUCAAAGAAUGGAGUGUAGUGUUGCGGCGUACAGCAUUCAUAGUGAUCCUUCUUCGUGGUGGACUUUCUCUGGAUGCAAAUGCUAUCCGACGACUUAAGGGCGCUUGUCUCCGCCUGUCUGUUAUUCCAUGCACAGUGGAGAUUAUCAGUGUUACGUUAGCUUCAAAAAUCAUCUUUGGAAUGGAUGUAUUCUUUGGAAUUGCCUUAGGUGCUGUUUUGGCUGCUGUUUCACCCGCUGUUGUUAUUCCAGCUCUUCUUGACGCCAGUAAAGGAGGUUAUGGUGUACGAGCUGGUGUACCAUCUUUGGUUAUUGCUGCUGCUAGCUUAGAUGAUGUUUAUGCAAUAACAAUUUUCAGUCUGAUUUUAUCGCUUACUUUUCCCUCCUCAGGAGCCUCUCCCUUAUUGACGAUUUUGGGCGCUCCGGCUGAGGUUUUCUGUGGAGUUUUCUUCGGUUCCGUUAUGGGCUUUCUGCUUCACUUUAUUCCCCGGAAAGACGUGCAAAAUCUGCAUCUUGUUCGUCUUGCGCUUCUAUUCACUUUCUCGUUGGCAUUUCUUCUCGGAACCACUAAACUUCGAGUCGAUGGAGCAGGUGCGAUUGGAGUGUUGGUUGCUGCAUUCGUCGCUGGUCAUGCUUGGAAAAAAGAGGGAGAGCUUCCGGAAGAAGACUAUCUCGCUAUUAUGUGGCAUCAUUUCUUCCAACCUCUUCUUUUCGGUCUUAUUGGCUUGGAAUUAAGUUUUGAAAUGAUCAGUCUUCGAACAAUGCUUCUCGGAGUUGUCGUUCUAACUAUCGGUCUAAUCUUUCGAUUCAUUGCAUCCUUUUUUGCUGUUUUCGGUUCUGGAUUAGCAAUGCGAGAACGACUUUUCGUGGCUGUUGCUUGGUUGCCAAAGGCGACUGUGCAGGCUGCUCUAGCUCCGAUCGUUCUUGAAACAGCUCAGUCCAGAUCGUCUUCAUCUCCCUACUAUAUUCAAAAUGGAAUUUUUAUCCUUACUAUGGCUAUCCUUAGCAUUCUUAUCACUGCUCCUCUUGGAGCGCUAGCUAUUCGACUUGCUACACCGGUUCUUCUGAAAAAUGAUAAGAAAUCUGCUGAACGUCUUCAAACUAACGAUGUUCUACUUAUGUAUAAAUUAGUAUGCGCCGUACAAAACUACAGUUGGGGAAAACCUGGUAGUUGUAGUACAGUUGCUGCCCUGGUUAAACAGGGACAUCAUCGAGAUUACGUGGAUGAUGAGAAGCCUUAUGCUGAGUUCUGGAUGGGUGUUCACCCUAAUGGACCAGCGAAAAUCGCUGAAACAUCUGAGGAUCUGUCAAAUCGCAUAAAAAAUCAUCCAGAAAUUGUAGCUGAUCAUGAAGAAGGAACUCUUCAAUUCUUGUUUAAAGUGUUGUCCGUGGAUAAGGCACUGUCCGUGCAGAGUCAUCCUACUAAGGAAGAAGCGAUUGCAUUGCAUGCAAAGGAUCCUCUACAUUAUCCGGAUCCAAAUCACAAACCAGAAAUGGCGAUUGCAUUAACUGACUUUGAACUGCUCUGUGGAUUCCGACCAGCAAAGGAGAUCUACGAAAAUCUAAAGGGUGCACCGGAGGUUCUGCAUUUAGUUGGUGAUGCUGUUCAAUUGAAAGACUUGUUAGGAAAUGAAUCAACUGCUAAAAUUGCUCUGAAGAAGAUUUUCACAAAAAUAUGGAGCUCAGCCUCUGAAGAUAUAGCUGAAGCUGUACAGAAAUUCGUAUCACGCAUAAAACAAGAACCUCAAAACAAAACUACUGAUCUUGUUAUAAGGCUCGAUGGGGAAUUUCCUGGUGGCGAUGUUGGUGUGUUUGCCCCAAUUCUCUUGAAUCACUUCACUCUAAAACCAGGACAAGCCACAUUCCUGGGACCCAAUCAACCACAUGCUUACUUAUUAGGAGAUUGUGUCGAGUGUAUGGCAUGUUCGGACAAUACAAUCCGUGCUGGUUUGACUCCAAAAUUCAAAGAUAUCAAAACAUUGUGUGCCAAUCUGACUUAUGCUAUGAGCGGACCACCGAUCUUUCCAAGUAAAGUGGUCGGUCCUGGUAUUGAACUUUACGCACCUCCUGUGCCCGAGUUUGCGGUGCAAGCUGUCAAGGCCAAUGCAACACAUUUCACUAAUGAGAAAGCUAGUUCUAUUGUAGUGGUAGUAACUGGUACUGCCCACUUCAAAGCUGGAUCUAUUAAAAUGGAUGUACAACGUGGAGAUGUGGUUUUCUUCUGUGCAACUACACAUGACGUGGAGAUUAUGAAUGCUUCUAAGGACUUCGUAUGCUACCGAGCGUUUACGCCUCGGCGAUAA
Molecule: messenger RNA, 2679 nt
Organism: Necator americanus (New World hookworm)
Lineage: Eukaryota; Metazoa; Nematoda; Chromadorea; Rhabditida; Ancylostomatidae
Exons: 20
Coding region: 1-2679 (892 amino acids)
Biological process (GO): GDP-mannose biosynthetic process; proton transmembrane transport; carbohydrate metabolic process
Cellular component (GO): cytosol; membrane
Molecular function (GO): mannose-6-phosphate isomerase activity; zinc ion binding; antiporter activity
Source: RefSeq, a predicted model, not a curated record